Aspergillus ochraceoroseus IBT 24754 is the source of this 2391-nucleotide messenger RNA. RefSeq lists its product as uncharacterized. The transcript has 2 exons. Gene Ontology annotation, cellular component: nucleolus. Gene Ontology annotation, molecular function: mRNA binding. NCBI's taxonomy places the organism in Eukaryota, Fungi, Ascomycota, Eurotiomycetes, Eurotiales, Aspergillaceae. Gene Ontology annotation, biological process: regulation of translation. Bases 102 to 2186 code for a protein of 694 amino acids. The record is from RefSeq and is a predicted model, not a curated record.
GGCAAUUAUCUCCCAACAAACCCACUUACAUUUACCCAUCCUAGCGUUUCCCGGAACUUUGCUGAAGAGAAUCUAAAGGCCAAAAAGGGGAAAUAUUUACUAUGGUUGGUGUAAAACGCCGCGUCGACACCGGCGACGACCGCAAUGGGAAGCGGACCAAGACGAAAACUACCGCUGUUUCGACGAAGAAGAGUAGCGGCAGCAGCAGCCGCGGCAAAUCUGGUCCUGUGAAGGGCAAGGGCUCUUCCAAAAGUGGAAAGAAGGAUAAGAAGAUUGUGAAGAAGAAGGUUGAGGAGGAAGAGGAGGAGGAGGAGGAAGAUGAUGAUGAUGAUUUCGAUAUCGAUGAUGUUCAGGACUCAGAGAUUGAGAGCGGAGACGACGACGACAACGAUGUUGAUAUGGACGAGUUGGAUGCUGAUGAGGAUGAGGAGGAAGGGGCAGACACCAAGUCUCAGCAGGCCAAGACCGCAGAUGUUGCGAAGAAUGUUAAUGCCUCUCGCGAGUCACACGCAAAACAAAAGGCUCUCUUGCAGGAGCGCAAAGCCGCAAAGCCCAAUGCUGAUAUGAUCGCUCGCUCGAAGAAAUUGUGGGAGCGCCUGCGUCGCAAAUCGCACGUUCCUCUCGAGGAAAGAAAGAAAUUGAUUGCGGAGCUUUUCGAGAUUAUAACAGGACGCGUCAAGGAUUUUGUCUUCAAGCACGAUUCCGUCCGUGUCAUCCAAACGGCUUUGAAAUAUGCCAAUACCGAGCAGCGCAAACAGAUUGCGCAGGAGCUCAAGGGUAGCUACAAAGAGCUGGCCCAGAGCAGAUACGCCAAGUUCUUGAUUGGCAAGUUGAUUGUCCACGGUGAUGCAGAGAUCCGCGAUACUAUUAUUCCCGAGUUUUACGGCCAUGUCAAGCGCCUUAUUCGACACCCCGAGGGAUCGUGGAUUCUGGACGACAUUUACCGGACAGUCGCGACACAGGAACAGAAAGCGAACCUGCUACGGGAAUGGUAUGGCGCGGAGUUUGCCAUCUUCAGAGACAACAAACCAUCUACUGCUGAGCUGUCGAAGAUUUUGGAGGAGAACCCAGCGAAGAGAUCUACGAUCAUGCAUUUCCUCCUCGAGCUCGUUAACCAGCUUAUUCAAAAGAAGACCUCCGGAUUCACGAUCCUGCAUGAUGCGAUGCUACAGUACUUCCUCAACACCAAGCCCGGGAGCUCGGAGGCCUCUGAAUUCAUCGAGUUGAUCAAGGGCGAUGAGGAGGGUGAUCUGGUCAAGAACCUUGCCUUUACCAAAUCAGGUGCACGGCUGAUGGCUUUGGCCCUGGCUUAUUCCAACGCCAAGGAUCGCAAACAACUUACUCGAUUCUACCGAGACACCAUCAAAAUGAUGGCGGGCGACCUUCACGGCCAUAUCGUCCUCCUGGCGGCAUACGAGGUUAUCGACGACACCAAACUUACCUCGAAGCUGAUCUUCCCUGAGCUGCUGAACCAAGGCUCUGAUGCAGAGGCGCGGGGUGAGGAACUGCUCUACCAAACAACAGACUUGACCGCACGUAUCCCCAUUCUUUAUCCCUUUGUCGGCGACAAGGCCAAGUGGCUUCUGCCCGACUCUGAUCACGAGAUCUUGAAAGAAAUUCGCGAGAUCCGAAAGGAGACAUCAAAGAAGGAGCCGUCCAUUCGACGCCAGGAGCUGAUCAAGGCGGCGUCUCCUACUCUUCUUGAAUUCAUCGCCGCUCGCGCUGACGCCUUGCUCGAAACCAGUUUCGGCUGCCAGUUUAUCAACGAGGUCCUGUUCGACGCUGACGGAGAUAAGAGUGCCGCUCUGGCCGCGGUCGCCGUUGCCGCUAAAUCCAAGGCCGAUGCGGACUCCCCGUCUGUGGGACGAACCCUAAAAUCCCUGGUGCAGGGAGGACGAUUCAACAGCGCGGAGAAGAAGGUGGAGAAGGUGGAGCCGGCCCUCGACUUCCACGGUGUUUUGUACGAGCAGAUUCAGGACGAUGUCAUGUCGUGGGCUACUGGACCCAGUGUGUUCGUCGUGGUGGCUCUCGCUGAAUCUGACGAUUUCGAGAAGAAGGGGGAGUUGUUGAAGGCCCUGAAGAAGGGCAAGAAGGCUCUUGAGAAGGCUUCUGCCGCCGGGAAGGACGGAAAGAAGGCAGGGCCGGCAGGCAGCGGCGCGAAGCUGUUGCUGGAGAAGAUCCGAUAGACUUGUGUCUUCAGCAUGGUUUACUUAUAGGCGUUUUCCCUUCUAAUCUUGAUUUUUAAGUGUACAGGGUCUUAUGGGCCAAUGAAGCAAAAGCAUUUUAUUCUAUCUUGAUGGGAAUUCCACCCGAGUAUCUCUCUCUCUAUAUAGAUAUUUCCUAUAUGUAUGUAGUCUUUUUUUUUCCCCCUCAUACUGCAUGGUACUUUCG